UAUCGCUGCAACUUGAGUUCCUUGGCAUGCAUUAACAAGAAAAAAGAAUUUGCUUCCUAACGAAAGACCGUGACCUGUUGUGUAAGCCUCUUGCCUCUUGUGAUCAACAUGCUUAAACACGCCUUAGCGUGUAUACAAUAGGUUUUGGGUAGUAGAUCAUGGUAUCACGAUAACUUCGGCAAUAAAAGCUUUGCAAUGGGCGGACAUCUGUGCGGACGCGCCAGGAUAAUACUGGCUUUCUUCUACAGCAGCGCCGCAAUUGUAUUGUCGGAGGCACCCUUACCUCACGUCAACGACUGCUUCCUGUGCAUGAAAUGCCACACCGGAAAGCCAGCUGGCCGGCAGCUCCUGCAAGCGCAUCUCGACUUAGACGGCAGCUCCCCAUCAGCCUCCCUAGCAGCGGCAACAGCCGCGUCCGAUGCACGGCUGGGUGCAUUACCAACGGACCUCGCCAACCAAGCCCUGGGCGGUGACCCAGCGCUCGGCGAGCAGCUGGCAGGCAGCAACUCAGGCGAGCACACCCGAACGCUAACCAGCGCCCACAACCUACGGGAGGAAAUGUACACGCCGCCGGAUUUUAAGUUCCAAAUCGCGCCGGGCGCAGAAGAGUUGGCAGCCAAGUCACGAAAGCCCAACUGUACGGAGUGCUACGGCUGUGACACGCAGAUCGAGCCGUUGCAGCCGGUUGUGACCCAGAUGAUGGGUCAAAACGUGCGGGUGGAGGUGGGCGCUUCACCGGAGUGGCUCUUCUUCGCAGACCUUCCGGACACCCCCCAGACGGGUAAGAAGGCGGUGCUCAAGGUGUGGUGCAUGCCGCUUCACAAGGUGCACCACACCUUCUCCUGGCGCUGCGGCAACACGGCGGAGGGCGCCAAGGCGGUGCAGUUCCUGAUGGCGCAGCAGAAGGUGAUGCAGGAGUGCGGGCUGCUGGAUGUGACGAUCAAGGUAUGGCCCGGCCGCGUGAAUGCGGUGGUGCCCGGCCACGGUCUUCACGUAUGGUGGGACGGGCUAUGGAUGGAGCGCGCCGAGGGCUUCUCCCUCAACCACCUGUCGUACAAAGCCAACCGGCAGUUCAUAACGAGCAUCCUGCAGAACCUGAUGGGCGAGCGCCUGAACAAGACACACGUCGUCCGAGCGGCGCUGUACGACCUGCUCAGCAGCCAGUGCGACCGGCACUCGCAGAACGUGUUUCUGUCGGAGUCGGGCGAGCUGACGCUGAUUGACAACCUGCAGGCGAUGCAGUACAGCUGGGUGAACUGCGCCAUGGACUCCAUCUUCCUGCCCGGCACGCAGAAAAACAUGAUUCUGCGGUGGGGAGGCAAUGUGGUGUCCAAAGUCCGAGGUGCCAAGAUGCGGCGGAGCGUCAACCCGAUGGUCGUGCUGGACUACCGCUGCUACGUGGAGGGCGGCAAGAUCGGCACUAACUACGACCCGCAGCUGCGCCAGUGCCUAACCAAGCUGAGCAAGAUGACGCCCAAGGAGGUGCAGUUAGAGUACGGCUUUCCGUACAGCUCGAGUGCUGCCGUACUGCAGCAGCGUGCCACAGACAUGCUGAACAAGGGCUUUGAGUGGACGCUUCGCUACGGCCAGCCGCGCAACUUCAAGCCCAAGUCCCUGCGGCAACACCCUCCGUGUUGCAGCCUGGGGAUGUCGAGCAAGAACACAAUGGAGUGUGGGCAUCCCUGGAAUAACACGGUUGAGCUGCCCUUUGGCGACCCAAUGAACGGCGGCGAGUGGCGUCGGCCGUACCCUGACCCCGGGACAUACGAGGGUGGCACCUACUUGGAUGCACCCUUUGAGACUUAGGUGUCGACGGUGGAUAUCCCUUUUGUUAGUGGUUGUUGCAAACCCGUCCCUUUUAUUGCGCUCUCGUGUGAAAGAGUGUAGAGGAGUACACGUAUGGAACUGCUUGACCAGUUCCACGCACGCACGGAUGAGAGGCUUUGGGAUGUAAGCGGUAUCGGGAUGCAUGAGGACACCCGGAAAUGGACGGUUUAGGAGGUUUCGCAGCCUGGGGACCCAGAGCCAAGUCACGUCGUCACGCCGACAACAGCACCACAGUCGCAGCAAGGGAAAUGUAUUGAAUCAUUGAGCGGCGUAACUGUACUUGUGACUACAGCCGUUGAACGAGAAGAGAUGUGUGUGUACAGACCCGUGGUACAACUGUAUGGUCAGUGUAGGGUUGGGCUGUGCUGCACAUCGUUAGUUCGUCUAUGAGCUUUUUAUCAUGUGUAGGACGAUGCCCAAGUUUCAGUCAGGCAGCAUUCCGCAAAGACGUGG
Molecule: messenger RNA, 2280 nt
Organism: Astrephomene gubernaculifera
Lineage: Eukaryota; Viridiplantae; Chlorophyta; Chlorophyceae; Chlamydomonadales; Astrephomenaceae
Source: the annotation of a GenBank genome assembly